Ceutorhynchus assimilis (cabbage seed weevil) is the source of this 1770-nucleotide messenger RNA. NCBI's taxonomy places the organism in Eukaryota, Metazoa, Arthropoda, Insecta, Coleoptera, Curculionidae. The record is from the annotation of a GenBank genome assembly.
GUUUGAAACUGAAUUCGAGCGAGCGCAAGCUGUUCCCUGAAUAAAGUUCAUUUUUGAGUUUCGGAGUUUCGAAAGUUUUCGGCGGUUAUUUUUUCAUGAAAUGCUGAUAAACGACUAUUUUUUCGUGAUACUUAUUUGCUGAAGCACUAUCCAGGAUGAACAGCACAACAAACGAAUCCAGAAACUUCACAGACGACCAAAUUUACGAUCUGCUAAAGCAAUACCAAUUCACGGUAAUUGGAAUUUACGCUUUUGUGUUCGUCGCUGCACUGGUGGCCAAUAUACUUUUAAUUAUUAUUGUGGUCAAGGAUCAUUACAUGCAGAAUGUGACAAACUACUUUUUGGUCAAUUUAUCAGUGGCUGAUCUACUUGUCACCCUUAUUUGUAUGCCAAAUGCUGCUUGGAGAGCUUACACGGACGCUUACGCUUUCGGAUCAAUUUCCUGCAAAAUAUCCGUUUACUUGCAAGGUAUUUCCGUAGCCAGCAGUAUAUUCACUAUAACAACGAUGGCAAUCGACAGAUACUUAGCAAUAAUACGACCUUUUGGCUUACGACACCGAUGUUUCAAUAAAACUUCGACGAUCGUGAUGAUUUUCGUUUUGUGGGGACUGUCGCUCGUUUUAUUUCUGCCAGAUCUCUGGAUAGCCGGGCUUACUGUGGUUCCGGUUAUGAGCGACGACGUAGCCCUGUGCCGUAUGGAUUACAGCAAUUUUCCAGUGCCAGAAAACGUUAUCGGCAUUGUUUGGUUUAUAUUUAUGUUCGCGAUACCCGGUUGCAUCAUGACAGUUGCCUACAUUUUAAUGGGAAAAACAUUGUGCUCGUCUUUGCCUCCUUUCGACAACGAAUCUACCUGCGCUCAACAACGAAAUCGUGUGAUGAAAUCAAGAAAACGCGUGGCCUGUAUCCUCCUAUUGCUGGCCGUCGUUUUUGCCGCCUGCUGGUUACCUUAUCACAUAAUGAACUUAAUCGUUAACGUGGGCGGACAGCAGUCCGCUUCAUGGUCACAAGAACUAGGAAUGUACCUUUUGUUGCUGGGACACGCGAACUCGGCUUUGAAUCCUAUUAUUUAUUGUGCGCUGUCGAGGAACUUUAGAAACUCCAUUAGGAAUUUGCUCAAGUUCAAAAUUACGUGCAAGCGGAAGAAGAAUAAUAUGAAUAAUUGGGCGGCCGACAGUUCGAAUUCGGGCUUUCAAGUUCAAGCCAGUAACAAGGCGCUGCCUCUUAUUUCGAAUCAGAACAAUUUCGGCAUAAGCAGGAGACAAUCUUCGCAGAAAACUACUAAAACGUGUGCCGUGUAAGAAUUGUAUUAUUUUGGAGUUUUAUGUAAAAAAAAAUAUAUAGCAGAUGGGGAAAUAAGACGCGUUUAUUGUAAAUAAUGUCAACAUAAAUGUCUGAAUUUUUGUAAAAUUGAAACCUUAGGUGUUCAUUAAUGUUGUUAAGGCGGUUACACACGGGCGUGGAUGUCGCUAGAAAUUUUGUAUGCAUACUUGGAGUGCUGUAUCAAGACACAAUUUCGAGUUUUGUGCAAGCGUCUGUACAACGGUGACAUGCACGUUGUUGUUUGCACAUUGAUGCAUGCACACAUUUGUAUCAAGCUAUCCACGCCCGUGUUUAACCGCCUUUAGAGUCUACAUUACUAGUUACAUAAAUGUUGCCUAAUAAUGAAUAUCAUUGUCGGUGUAAUUUCAAUUAAAUGUGUUAUUAAUUUAUAUAGUUUUCAAGAAUGACCAUAAGUAAUAUUCCGUUAUACCAAAUACAUUAAAUGUUUUA